AUGGCGGUUUCGGGGGCAUGUGCUGCUUUCUCGUGCCUGUCUAUCUUCGUGUUGAUGGCGCGACAUGCCAUGCACUUCAGCAGACCAAAUGAACAGACCAAGAUCCUGAAAAUAUGCGCCUUGAUCCCCAUCUAUGCGGUACUGUCCUUCAUCACAAUUGCGGUGCCAGACAGCUACGUUUAUUUGACCCCUUGGAUCGAAGUAUUCCAGGCAAUCGCCCUUGGGAGCUUCUUUCUCCUCCUGUGCGAGUACGUAUCACCCAGCGCACAGACUCGCGACGUCUUCUUCGCCGCUCUAAAAGUGUCCGAGAAGAAGGGCAAACAAGUUCAAGGGCUGGGAUGGUACAGGAGACGAUGGUUCCUCAUCUUCCAAUACCCGCUGGUCACUUUCGCAGUCGCCAUUAUCACAGAUGCCACACAACCAAGUAAUGAAUACUGUCUGGAAAGCAGUAACAUUCACUUCGCACAUCUCUGGUGUUCUAUCGCGAGCCGCGUCUCAGUGACCUUCGCCGUUAUCUCAGUCCUCCGGUUCUUUGGGGUACUGAAGAAGGACUUGAAGCACCACAAACCUGUUGCCAAGUUCUUGGCCUUCAAGCUGAUCAUCGCGCUCACCUUUGUCCAAAGUAUCAUCUUCCAGAUUCUCCGCUCGAAGGAUGUCUUGACGGGGACCUCGAAACUCACCUACGCAGAUGUCAACUUCGGCAUCCAGACCAUGAUCAUCUGUUGCGAAAUGGUGCCCUUCGCCGUCUUCUUCCACUAUGCCUACGACGUGCGUCCUUACGACAUCUCCAAGCCGCAGCCUCUGCCCCUUGCUGAGAUGACCGAAAGUCCCAACCUUCAGAACCUGCAGACCGGCUAUGGUGGUGCUGGUCAGUACCAGUAUCCUCAGCAGCAGCAGCCGCAACACCAACCCCAGUCUGCGGUAGAAGGCACACGCUUUUAUCAAGGUGGUCCUCUAGGUAUCAAGGCCUGGUUGAGUGUACUGAAUCCGAUGGAGAUUCUGGAGGCCAAAUAUUUUGCUUUCGUCAUGAAGUCCGAAUCCAAACGAAGGAGUGCUGAAGGCUCUCCUGCACCACCUUACACAUAUCGGCAAUAG
Messenger RNA from Capronia coronata CBS 617.96, 1095 nucleotides. RefSeq lists its product as uncharacterized. The record is from RefSeq and is a predicted model, not a curated record. The transcript has 5 exons. Bases 1 to 1095 code for a protein of 364 amino acids. Gene Ontology annotation, molecular function: transporter activity. Gene Ontology annotation, biological process: transport. NCBI's taxonomy places the organism in Eukaryota, Fungi, Ascomycota, Eurotiomycetes, Chaetothyriales, Herpotrichiellaceae.